This is a messenger RNA of Vollenhovia emeryi, 4509 nucleotides long. RefSeq lists its product as uncharacterized. The record is from RefSeq and is a predicted model, not a curated record. NCBI's taxonomy places the organism in Eukaryota, Metazoa, Arthropoda, Insecta, Hymenoptera, Formicidae. The transcript is spliced from 10 exons. The coding region runs from base 1564 to 3942 and encodes 792 amino acids.
UCUUCCGAUCGUAUCUCGCGUAGCCGGCGCGCUUCCGAGCGCGCAGCGACAAAAACCCGCGGCCCCGACUCGCCCCGCUCCGUUCGCCCUUAGCCCUUCGCCUCUCGUCGACCGUCAUACGGGCCGAAGGGGCGGUCUCGGUUUAAAUCAUCUUGUGUCUCAUUCUAAGGCUCGGUUUCGCCAAACGUCGCUUAACUUUGAUCCUGGUUUAAUUCAUGCUUGUCUCUUUCUAAAGUAACAGUCGGAAAGAACGAAUUCAGCUAAGCCUCAAGUUAGACCCAGUUUCGCCAAGCGUCGCUUAACUUUAAGCUUAGCUUAAUUCGUUCUUUGCUCUCUUUCCAACUGUUACUCUUUAGAAAGAGACAAAUAUGAAUUGAACUAGAUUGUUAAGCGACGUUUCGUGAAACCGAGCCUUGAGCGACGUUGGUGAGACCAGGCCUAAAGCCCGUGUCACAUUACGUAUUGCGGAUCGAGGAUCGAAUUGAAAUUGCGGAUCAUAUUUCAGCCAAUCAGACGAGGCGGCCUUGAACCCGAUUGGUUGAAUUGCGAUCCGUGAUCCGCAAUAUGUAGUGUGGCACGGGCUUAAUGGGCAGUUAGAAAAAGACAAAAGAUAAUUUAAACUAAGAUCAAAGUUAAACGACAUUGGCGAGAACCGAGGUAAGCCAACUCGAUAGCGCGGAAAAUAUAAAAACUGUAAAAAGAAUUCUCUCUCGACUCCCGAAUUGUGAGAUGAAUCCUCUCCGCGUCAUUUAUACUCUAUAGAUGUCUCUAAGAAUUCGAAAGACAUUUGCUUUUAUGUCAACGAUUUUGAGCUCAAUCUUUCUCGGACGCGGAAAGAAUUCUUUUAUACGCAGAGUCGGUUUGCGGCCAAGCCAAAAUUGUGCCACCAGCCAAUGGCGAGGACGAUCUUCGAAAAAGACGCAGAUUUUCAUUGGUUGUUCCCAGUUAACGUUAUCGAAAAACCUCGACAGCAAGUUACAGAAUUCCCGUACAGGGCAACGAUUGCUCGAGCUAUUUGGGCAUCUUCCACCGCGCUUUUGAUUCGGCCCGCAUGCUCGCCGCGUGAUUUAAAUUUCAAAUUUCCGCCCGGGCUCGAAUGUCGCGACUUUUUCUCUCUCUCGUUCCUCGGGUGAUCGACAGAGAUUUCGCGCGUCUCAAUUGCCGCGGCGGAAAACGCUGCGCGUUCGACGUGGCGAUUGCGGCGUCCGCGAUCCGAAUUUCCUUCCGCGAAACGUAAUCGCCGGGAAAUCGAUCGGGUAUCAUUGGAACGGCCUUGAACCACUUCUCCCCCCCCCUCGCGCCGCGCCCGGAGAAUCCGAGAGUCGAAGGGGCAUCGAUUUUUCGCGCGUCGCGCCAACUUCAGCCUGCACGCAGUCCGGACAAGGCGCUCGUAUUCCCAAGUCCCGUCCAGCGCGUUCCCAUGCAAGGAUACGUGCCGCGGCGUCCCGUUUUUUAAGACCGCACUUUCCCCCCUUCUGUGCCCGUUGUUUAUGGCACGGCCGAGGGGACGCGAGUGAGCGCGCACCCCCCUCGGAGCACCGGACAUAACCAAGGGGACGCAGGAUGUCGCUGCUCCUGAACCCCGCGGGGACCGUCCACCUCAACGACGACGCGACGGAGGAUCCGUACCUUUCCGGGGAUGAAAACGAUGAUUUUAACUUUAAGUACGUGCCUGCAAAUCGCUUCAAGUACAUAGUAAAGGACGUGCGCAGGCAGAGAUGCCGGGAGGAGGAGGAGAGCGUGUGGGCGUCCUUCGUCAGGCGGCAGGAGCUCAACGACUACGGCAAGGGUGGCAUCCAGCCGUCCGUUCAGAGUAUCAAGCAGCUGUUGGACGAGGGUAUGAGGGAGGCGGACAGGGAACUCAAGAAAUUGGAGACCGACGUUGCGUCCGAUGGAACGGCGAGAGAGUGCGACAAGGCCGGUGGCAAUGGUCAGAAGCGUAAGCCGAAAGUAAAUAAUAUCAGGGAUUCGGCUGCGAAGAAAGCGCCGAGCACGAAAGACACUGGGACGGCCAGCACCAACUUGCUGCUCGCGAUCCCCGAGGAGAGCAACGAGAGGAGGCGCGCGCCCGAGGACUUCAGGUCGUACGCCAGAAAGUCCCGCUCCGGCCACGCGAUACCGCGGAGGCGGCCACCGCCGAGGCAGCCGCGCCACGCGACCAACGACGGCGUCGAGUACAAUUCCAGUCCCGAGAGCAGCGCGCGCCGCGACGACGGCGUAAUUUAUGUGCGGCCGGACCCGUUCACCAUGCGCAAGAUCUUCACGAUGCAGCGCAGGGUCGGCGAGCUGCUGGACGAGAUCGCGCUCAGACUGGGCAACAUCCCGGCGCCGGACGGGAUCAAGGAGCUGCAGAGGCGGCAGCAGUGCGUCGCCGAGUUCGUCGUGCGGUUCUCCAGGAACUAUCUGUACGAUCUUAACAGAUACGUCAAGGAUAUCCGCAGGCAUAUGUGCGUCAUCUCGCCACGCGCGAUAAUAAGGCCGAAUCGCCGAAACCUGGGGCUCCACAUGCACGCGAUCGAGCACAAGCUUCUCGCCGCGCAUCAGCUGCUGCUGCACGCGUUGGUCGCCUAUUGCAAACACGUCCCCAGCUCCAUUCCCAAGGGACAUCCCGGAAAGCUCAGAGAGAUAUUGCAGGUGGUUCUCGAUCUGAAGACCAUGUGCGACCGGCUCCACUUGAAUUACUUCGAUUCGGGGGACACGGACGUUCUGUCGCUGGGGAAGGAGAUUGAGAGCAAGUGCAAUGCCGUUCUGUCAAAGUUGAAGGUCCCCACGGACAAUGACUUGCUCGAUUCCAACAAAACUCCCUCAGUGACGUCCUUCACUCCACAUUCGACGAAUAAAAAGCGACCCAGUCGCAAACAAUUGUCCAAUCGGCUGAGCAUGUACAGCAUGGAUACCAAAGCUUCCAAGAUUAAUUCUAAACCCAAGACAAAUUACCUUCAAAAAGAUAAGAGGUGUAGUGCAAUAGACGUUAAAAGGAUCUCCAACGAGCUAAUAUCGGAGCAGCCGUAUCCCAGUUCUGCAACAUCUAAGGAUGCGGAUCAGGCUGACGUUAGAAAACACAGAGCGUUCGCAAAAGAGGAGGAUAUAAAGACCAUGAUGGAUAUAUUAUCCAUAGACUCGGACAACGGCAGCAACUUCGAAACGCAAGAGAGACAUAAUAACGCGAUGCCCACUAGGAGAAUAGCGAGAAAGCGGUCUGGCAGGUUGCGGGACGAGAAGCAAUUAGAAACCAUAGAGAAUAUUGUUAAGAACACUUCCACAAACAACGACGACGAAUCCGUGAAAAGAGAGGCGGUUACAGAGGAACAUUUGUCUAAUUUGGUGCCGGUUAUAGCAGACUUCAUGUCUUUGGUUUCCAAUAAGCAAAAUGAAUUAGAAACGGGGCCAGUUUAUUCUAAAACUUGUACGAAGACAUUAAUGAAAUUCCUGCAGAAGUAUCAGUCGGCUAAAAGCAUGAAUGCGAAGUUCAACGCAAGCUGCGACGUAUGUUGCUCAGGCAGUGAAUGCGAAUGUCUCGAGACAAAUAGGACGAUGCGGAAAAACGGCGAGAAUAUGCAGCUGAUUUGCGUGUCGUCGAUAGAAAGUGUAUCAAAGCCACCUCGCUACUGCGACGCGUCGUGUCAAGCGGAUAGCUUAACGGAAUUGCCGGAUUUUGAGGCCAAGAUGAAGGAAGGAAAAUUUGUGGUAGACUCGCUGAACAACAUCGAGCUUGUCGUUUCCGAGGAAACGGAGAUGGAUUUUUUGAAAUAUAAGGCCGAGUAUCAGCGGUCGAUGCAAUCGAUUCCGAUGUACUCUAGCAACACGCAAAAUAAACCGUGGGACAUUGUCGCUUGGAUAUCCGAUAAGCUCGUAGACGAGUUGAUAACGGAGAUCGCGAAGGAGCUGCAAAUAGACGACGUCAUACAGAAGCUUUUCGAGUUAGAGUUCCAAGAAUUCUAACGCUACUUGAGACUGCACAAAAGAGAUUGUACAAGAGACUUUGCGUAAAUUUGAGAUAUUUUAUAUUAUAAAUUGCUAAUUUUGGAAAUAUAAUAUUGCGUCUUUGUAAAUUGUCUCUUUCUUUCCAGCCAAGCGACUUUUUCCUGAAAUAUUUCUAAAUACAAGCGUCAUAUUAUCCGAUUCAGUUAGACAAAUGUGUCAGAUUCGCAAUAAGCAAAAUGUUGGCAGCUGCCUUGCAGAUUCGAACAGACCAUUACAUCAGACAUAAUCCUACAGCAAAUUGACAGUAGAAACGUGACAGAAUGUCAUUUCAUUCAAGUAGACAGAAUGACAGAUAUUCUCCGAGCUCUUUUCAUUAUAUUUCUGCCGACCCUGCUGACAAAAUUUACAAGAUCUUCACGAGACCUAUUUUCGAUAAAGUUGAUUAUCUAGUACUUAAACAAUUCGUUAGCUGAUGGUAGCAACCAAGAAUCUGUCGUUGAUUUCAAUUAAAUAAAAUCGUUACAAGAUAGCGGCUUUUAUUCGGGCUUUGCGGUGCAAUUAAUCAUUGCGUGUUCCGUUAAUAGA